AUGGUGAUCAAGAAAUACGAACUCGAGGCCGCGCUGCAUGCUGAAAAGCAGCAGAUCAACAGUGGUCAUUUGAAAGACGACAAUCCGCUCGACACGAGCGACGAGUUUCGUAUCUUCUGUGAAGCGUGCAGAAGGGGUGACCUGAAAGUAUGCCAGGAACAGAUCUCUGCUGGUGUCAACAUCAACGCGAGAGACAAAUAUGAUUACACACCAUUGAUCCUGGCCAGUUUGUGCGGCCACUACGAAGUGUGCCAACACCUUCUCGAGUCCGGAGCUCUGUGUGAGCGCGAUACCUUCCAAGGUGAACGCUGUUUGUACAACGCCCUGAACGAUCGCAUUCGCAACCUGCUACUACAAUAUGACUAUUCAAAGUCGACUGAUCCUCUGCAACCGCUCGCUGCUCAUACGACAUCCUUACUUUCACGAGAAGAGCCAGCCACAACCGACAUCACUGUCGCAACUUACGAUCGAGACUUUGCCUUGCACAAGUUCAUUCUUGCUGCUCGCUCUCCCUACUUUGCCGAGAAGCUGGCCCUCCAACCAGAUACCACUUCCUGGAAGCUCCCUCCGAAAAUACCUUCGCAGUCCUUCAAUUCCGUCGUCCGCUAUUUGUACUUAGGUGAGGCCUCGGCCGAUCUGAGUGACGAUGAGGAAGAGCAAAAAGCAAUCCUUGCGGGCAUCGACAAGUUAGGCAAACAACUGGAGGUUCCAACACUGUUUGAGAGCAUCAUUGAUGCUGGUGACAGACGGGCGGCGAGACAGCGCAGAACAGAAGAGAUGGCACGUGGUCGCGACCAGUUUGCGACGUGGUUUCGGGCGAACGUCCUGCGGUACAAGGUCCAUACCAACACUGAGAAGGCCGAUCAAGUCAAAUGGGACAAGAACAAUGCGAUCUUCGCCGAUGUCUUGCUUAGAGCUGACGAGCCUGAGGAAGACACCGAGGAUGCACCUCAGCAGGAGCAGAAUAAGCUUCGCAAUACCGAUGGUCCUCUGCAUGGCAUACCCGUCGGAAACUUCUCUUCGGAGCCAGUCGCAGCGACAACCCGCCCUCGUAAAUCUGUACUUUUCCCUGCACAUCGCGCCAUGUUGUUGCGAUCGGAGUUCUUCGCAGCCAUGUUUUCGUCUAGCUUCAGGGAAGCGCAGGAUUCUCCUCAUCUACACAUCGUUCCCAUCGACUGUUCGCCUCAGGUCCUGGAGAUUGUCCUGACCUACCUUUAUACCGAAAAGGCGGACUUCCCUCUAGAGGUAGCCGUUGACGUUCUCUUCGCUGCCGAUCUUUUGUUCAUUGAGAAGCUGAAGCAACGUGCCGCUGUCAUCAUAUCCACGUUAGGCAAUGGAGGUGCUUCCGUCGUUGAAUCUGAAAAUCCACGAGGAGAAACAGAUGUCGAAGACGCGGUAGACAUCUACGACGUCAUCCGUGCAGGAUGGGACACUCGUGUUCACCGCCUUGAAGAGUUCGGUGCUCGCUACAUUGCGUAUCGCUUGGAACGAUUCAUUGAUGAUCCAGACUUUGCCGAGCUGGUCAAGGAGAGUGCGUCCAGGAUUCAGGGACGUCAAGAAACUGAUACUGUCGAACUGAUUGAUGAUAUUCGCUAUUAUCUGUCUGAUCGUUUCCGCCUGAGAAUGGAAGACUCGGGUAUAGAACAAAUGACGGAAGAAAUGGAGAAUCUCGACCCUGGCACGCUACCAGGCAAGGAUGUUUUCGAGCCAAGCGAAGUCAUGUUCGCAGAAGACGAGGGUAUUGAUGUCCGCUCAGGCACCACACCGCCGCAAGACUUGCUCGAACAUGAUAAUCUAGUAAUCCGUACACUGGAUGGCGAGAUUGCUGGUGAUGAGUUUGCGCAAGACGCAAUCAACUACCAGAUCCUUCUUGGUAAGAUCGAUACACUUCUGGAUAAUCUCACUCUAGAUGCCUAG
Aureobasidium subglaciale EXF-2481 is the source of this 1917-nucleotide messenger RNA. RefSeq lists its product as uncharacterized. NCBI's taxonomy places the organism in Eukaryota, Fungi, Ascomycota, Dothideomycetes, Dothideales, Saccotheciaceae. The coding region runs from base 1 to 1917 and encodes 638 amino acids. Gene Ontology annotation, cellular component: cytoplasm; ubiquitin ligase complex. Gene Ontology annotation, molecular function: protein binding. The record is from RefSeq and is a predicted model, not a curated record. The transcript has 4 exons.